This is a messenger RNA of Rhagoletis zephyria (snowberry fruit fly), 894 nucleotides long. Lineage: Eukaryota; Metazoa; Arthropoda; Insecta; Diptera; Tephritidae. The record is from RefSeq and is a predicted model, not a curated record.
AUGGGCAUUGUUUUUGCCGCCAAGUUUGUCGGCAGCGGCAAUAUCGAUAAACCACGCUCUAGAAUGGAGAUCAUCGCCUCGAUGAGGCGAAUCAGAUCAGAGUGCAAAAGCCGAAAGGAUAAGAAGAACAAGGUAAAAAUCACCGUCUCCAAUGAAGGCGUCAAAGUGUCACUGGCCUCAGGCAAAAAGACCAACUCAACAUUUUUUUUUCAUCCGAUUUUUAGAAUAUUCUACGUAUCGCACGAUUCUUUGGACUUGCAUGUGUUUUCUUAUAUUGUCCGACAAGAAAAUAUUUUCAAAUGUUUUGUUUUCAAAGCAGCAAAACAGUCAUUGGCAAUAAAUAUUGUGAGAACAGUCGGUCAGGCAUUUGAGAUUUGCCAUUUGGCAACAUUGGCCAUGAAUGAAGCCACCAUAAACAGUUCAGCUGUGGAACAACUCAAUGUCAAUUCUACUCCAGUGACAAUGAAGGAAUCAGAUGCCGAUUACACAAACUGUCGAGUUGAGAAGUACGAUGCCUCACUGGUGAACAGUCUUUCUCAAGGUUUCAGCACUGAUAUGCAAAUGCUGCAGAGAGUAGACUCCAAACUAGACAAACUUGCCGAUAAAGUGGAGUUGCUGGAGAAGCAGAUUACUAUUCUGCUGAAGAAUAUGGACGUCAAGAAUGCCGAUCACAAUGACAGCAGUGACGAGAGCAGUGGCAAGUCGAGCUGUCAUGAUAUUAACGAAACGAGCAAAGCAAAGCUGCUCAAAUACCUUGAUCAGAGCGCUGCGGAUAAGUUGGAAAGCAAAAGUGAAAAGCUGUCUUACCUUCUGUCACCCGAUUCUCUUCUCUCCAGUCCAAUUUUACAUCCUCCCAAUAACGGUUCUUGCCUUUUAUUUAACGAUUUGUACUGA